AUGCAGAAAAAUAGAGCAGUAAUUAACUAUCAUUACAGGGCAUUUUAUUCCUUGUACAGAAUUUAAAUUGAAAAUCAUUACAAAUUUAUAACCUGUCCUAUAUGCAAACACAUUUUGGAUAAAGUAAUUCCCAUGAAUAUAUCCUUUAAGGCAGAUAUUCUGAUUAUUCUAACAGCAACCUUAUCAAAAUCAAUAAUUCUGUAGCUACUCCCUCCUAAUAACUCCAAGAAAGAUUUGAAAGAUGUUAGUUAAAGAAUUUUAAAUUUCCAUUUUUAGAUGAUCAAAUAGGUACUUAAAAUAAAUAACUACAUCUGAUUGAUUUUGCAAUUAAAAGUAGACCGUCCAAUA
This is a messenger RNA of Paramecium octaurelia, 348 nucleotides long. Lineage: Eukaryota; Ciliophora; Oligohymenophorea; Peniculida; Parameciidae. The record is from the annotation of a GenBank genome assembly.